UUAUACAUGACAUUUUUCAUGGUUAGGGACUCAUCAAUUUAUGCUUAAUCAUUGGAAUAAAACAUCUAUGUUCUAGUCCUAUCCGAAACUUAAUAAUUCUACCUAACAUGGCGUUGACAAAAAUAGAGUUUGCUGUGCAAAUGACUUGUGAUAGCUGUGAAAGAGAUGUCAGAAACAGUUUAGACAACGUCGAUGGUGUAAAAAACAUAGAAAUCGAUCUGAAAAGUGGAAGUGUAGUUGUUGAUACAACCCUGUCUGCUGACGAAGUAUUCAAAAAGUUGGAGCAGUCUGGAAAAAAGGUUGUACUCAAAGGUUAUGGUAAUUUAUCUGGUGUUGUCAUCCUUGAUACAGGCAAAAAAUCUGUUAAGGGGGUUGUCAGAUUUGUACAGCAGACUCCCAACAUCUGCAUUAUUGAUGGCACAGUUGAUGGCUUGAAUCCUGGUAAACAUCAAAUAUCAGUUCAUGAGUGUGGAGAUUUAUCAGAAGGUUGUUCAAGUGUUGGCAGUUACUUUAAUCCUUAUACCAAUGGAAGUAGAAGUGUAUAUGGAAAUAUUGGAUGUGUAAAUGCUGAGAGCAAUGGGAGGGCAGCAUUCAGGAUUGAUGAUAAUGUGAUCAAGCUAUCAGAAAUUAUAGGAAGAUCAUUUGUUAUAUCUGAUGAGAAAAAUAACAGGCUAGCAUGUGGAAUAAUUGCCAGGUCUGCAGGACUAUUUCAAAAUCCAAAAAAGAUAUGUGCAUGUGAUGGUAUCUCACUUUGGGAUGAAAAGUCUCAACCAAAGCCAUCACUUUAACUUAAAUUAUUAUUAAAUUUUAUAUAUUUAUAGCAGAAAUAGUUUAGUGUUGGAAUGGAAGGCAAGCAGGUCUUGCCUUUUAAAUAAAUAUAUAGAUAAAUAUGUAUGUUGUA
Messenger RNA from Nicrophorus vespilloides, 901 nucleotides. Its product is annotated as copper chaperone for superoxide dismutase-like. The transcript is spliced from 2 exons. Gene Ontology annotation, biological process: removal of superoxide radicals. The coding region runs from base 108 to 788 and encodes 226 amino acids. Gene Ontology annotation, molecular function: copper ion binding. The record is from RefSeq and is a predicted model, not a curated record. Lineage: Eukaryota; Metazoa; Arthropoda; Insecta; Coleoptera; Silphidae.